Messenger RNA from Canariomyces notabilis, 1128 nucleotides. RefSeq lists its product as uncharacterized. NCBI's taxonomy places the organism in Eukaryota, Fungi, Ascomycota, Sordariomycetes, Sordariales, Chaetomiaceae. Bases 1 to 1128 code for a protein of 375 amino acids. The record is from RefSeq and is a predicted model, not a curated record. The transcript is spliced from 2 exons.
AUGGCGCUCCCAACCGCUCACAACCGCGGCUAUCCUGCUGAUACAAAAAUCGGGAACUCGACCCAGUCUCUCGCUACACCCUUCGCCGGACUUGUGCGAGAGUUUAACGAACAGCUAGAGUUAAUCGAGACAGGCGAGAAGACAAGGAAGAUCCUCAGAGUCAAGGCCGGCGGCCACAAGCAAUGCUUGCCUGGCCAGCCGCGAGUCCGCCUGGACAGCGGUGGGCUCAGUGCAGACGGCAAAGACCCGUUGCUCAAAUAUCUCCAGGACCAGCACAAGACCGAUAAGCUCGACAGUCUCUGCCCCUUGAUGAGCGUCAUCUUCGUGCAAACCCCGUCGUACGCCCACAUCACCGCACUGCACCACCAAAAGUCACGCGAGCGCAAGGUCAUUGUCGACGAGCACCCGGGGCUGCACCUGCUUUGGCACUACCAGCUUAUCUUCAUCAAGCCCGUGCCCGCCUAUUUCUACUCCCAGGCCUUCUGGGACUACAUCCGCCAUGCCGACGAGGACGCCUACAAAGCCAGCCUGGGCUUCAUGCGCAGCUACUACUACAUCAUCCAGUUCGAGAUCGACUACAUCGAGGCGUGCGAGCUGAACCUGAUCCCCAAAAAGGACGACGGCCAGCUGCCGACCUACGAAGAAUGGUGCGAGUUCAUUGAGCCCUUUGCACGAGUAGGCGACGACCACGUGAGCCGGCGCUACCACUACGGCGAGAUGCGCCUGACGCGCAUCAACCGCGCCGCCUGGUCCAGGGGGUAUCUGGCCUAUUUCCACAUCUACCCGCAGUGGGGGUCGUUUCUGGCGCACACCAUCGCGCCCAUCAUCACCGUCUUUGCCGUCAGCUCGGUCGUGCUCAACUCGAUGCAGGUCAGCCUUGCGGCCAUCGACACGGGCAGCGGCGUUGAGGGGCGGAUCGCGCCCAGCGGGCCGUGGCUGAGCUUGUUGGACGCCGCGCUCUGGUUCCCUGUUGUGGUCAUGCUGGCUAUUGCUGUCAUGCUCGUCGCGGGGAUAUUGGGCGUGCUCGGCAUGGGUGUGAAGGAUUUGGUAAGGACGAGGACGGUCAGGAUGAGGAAGAAGAACGGCGAUGUCACGGCCGGAGUCAGGAGUCAUGGCAUGAUCUGGUAG